Messenger RNA from Zonotrichia leucophrys gambelii, 1875 nucleotides. RefSeq names its product nucleophosmin/nucleoplasmin 2 (gene NPM2). Gene Ontology annotation, biological process: chromatin remodeling; positive regulation of DNA replication. The record is from RefSeq and is a predicted model, not a curated record. Lineage: Eukaryota; Metazoa; Chordata; Aves; Passeriformes; Passerellidae. Gene Ontology annotation, cellular component: cytoplasm; nucleolus; nucleoplasm. The transcript has 10 exons. Gene Ontology annotation, molecular function: RNA binding; chromatin binding; histone binding. The coding region runs from base 1080 to 1769 and encodes 229 amino acids.
GGGACACGGGGGAUCGGGGGAGGGACAAGGGGGACAGAGGAGACACGGGGGGACACGGGAGGGACACGCAGGACCGAGGGACAAGGGGACAGGGAGGGAUACGGGGAGACACUGGGGGGACGGGGGAGAACACGUGGGGCGGGAGAGGGACAAGGGGAGGACAGAGAGACUGGGGGGGACACGAGGGGACAGAGGGGACAACGGGGGGGACGCCUGGGGCAGGGUGGCACGGGGGGAUCAGGGGGACACGAGAGGGACACACAGGACCGAGGGACAGGGGGACACGGAGGGACACGGGGUGACACCGAGGGAACACAGGGGGACAUCGAGGGACACAGAACAACACGUGGGGACAUGGAGGGACACGGGGUGACAUUGAGGGACAGACAGGACAACACGGGGGGACACGUGGGGAACACGGGGUGACAUGGUGGGGACACGAAGGGGUCACGCAGGACAGGGGGACACGGAGGGACAUUGAGGGACCCAGCACAAGACGGGAGGACACGUGGGGUGGGGGACACACGGGGACAUGGAGGGGACACGGGGGGACACUCGAGGCAAGGGGAUACGGGUGGUGUGAGGGGACACAGGAGAACACGGGGGGACAUGAGGGGGAUGGAGGGGACAUGGGUGACAUCGAGGGACACGGCACAACACGGGGGACAUGGAGGGGACAGGUGGGGUGGGGGGACACGAGGUGACAUGGAGGGGACAACGCGGGAGGCAAGGGGACACGGGAGAACAUGAGGGGACAUGGAGGGGACAUGGGGGACAUCAAGAAACAGAGGGUGACAUCGAGGGACCCGGGGGGAUGUGGAGGGGACACGGCACAACAGGGGGACAUGGAGGGGACACAGGUGACAUCGAGGGACACCCAGAGCACGGAAACACCCGGUGACACUCAGGAUGGGGCCACCACCACAGCGAUGUCCCCACACGGUGACCUGUCACACAGCGCGGGGAUGCUGGCGCUCCCACGCUCAUUAACCCCCGCACCUGAGCAGUUCAUUAACUAAUUACAGCGCGGCUGCUCCUAAUUACUCUGAGGGGUGGGCAGGGUCCCUGUGACCCCAUAAAUGCCGCUCUGGGGUGGCCCCGCUGUUUGUGGGAUCCCCCUGGGGUUCAGAACGGCGGUGCUGCUUUGGGCUGUGCCACCCCCGAGCCGUGUCCCCUCCCCAGCCAUGUCCUCCACGGACAGCACCGACAGCGGCUCCGACAGACCCGUGUCCGUCCUUUGGGGGUGCGAGCUGAGCAGCGCCAAGAGCUCCUGCACCUUCCAAGUGACCGAGGAUUGGCACUGCGAGCAGCAGCUGGUGCUGCGCACGGUGUGCCUGGGGGAGGCGGCCCGGGAUGAGUUCCACGUGCUCGAGGUGGUGGCCGAGGGCGGCGACAGCCGCGCCCCGCUGCCGCUGGCCACGCUCAAACCCUCGGUGCUGCCCAUGGCCUCUCUGGCCGGAAUGGAGCUGAGCCCCCCGGUGACCUUGCGCCUGCGAGCCGGCUCGGGGCCCCUCUUUGUCAGCGGCCAGCACGUGUCCAUCAUGGACCUGAGCUCGGAUGAGGAUUAUGAUGAUGAGGAGGAAGAGGAAGCACCAGUGAAAGCCCCCAAGAGGCCCCCAAAGGGCUCAGGUGCCCAGAAGGGCAGAACAACCAAGAAAAGGAAGCGGGAAAAGGAGGAGGAGCCCAGGAACAGCCUCGUCCCUGCACGUGCACCCCCAGCCAAGGGACGCGGAGCCAGCCGGGGCAGGAAAAGAGCAGCAAAAAAAUGAUGGAAUUGGGGAAUUCUGGGAAUUCCAUCCAGGUGCCUGGAAGCAGCAGCUGGUGGUGGUGGUGGUGUGGUUCCCUAUUAAAUAAAGCACAUUUUGCACUCCUGGA